Limulus polyphemus (Atlantic horseshoe crab) is the source of this 2035-nucleotide messenger RNA. RefSeq names its product magnesium transporter NIPA2-like. The transcript has 7 exons. NCBI's taxonomy places the organism in Eukaryota, Metazoa, Arthropoda, Merostomata, Xiphosura, Limulidae. Gene Ontology annotation, biological process: magnesium ion transport. Gene Ontology annotation, molecular function: magnesium ion transmembrane transporter activity. Gene Ontology annotation, cellular component: membrane. The record is from RefSeq and is a predicted model, not a curated record. The coding region runs from base 432 to 1703 and encodes 423 amino acids.
UCUGUUGAAAUAUCGUGUAUUGAUUUUUUUUUUUGGUUCCGUCUAUGUUCGCUCAAGAACUUUAAAUACGAAGAAAAGUAAUAUUGGUUUUCCGUGUCUGGCGUUAUAUUUUUGAUUUAAAGUCAGUUUUUAUGAAAUAUGUGUAUUGCUUUUUUACUUCAAAAUAAUCGAGGAUCACGAGCUUAUGAGUUGUCAAUAGAACAAACAUCAUCUGAUCAAGAGUGUUAAGACUUGUAUAUCGAUAUUAUAAAUUGCGUUAAAACUAACACUAACAGUUAAACUUAUCUAAACUACUGUGAUUUAGUCUGAUGCUAACCAGUACCAUAAUGUGGAUGUGCCUUUGGAGCUGUACUUGUAAUAAAUAAUUAGUAACCUGGAUUUUGAACUUUGAAUUUUGUUUAUCUGUUUUAUCAUUCACCUAAUCUAGACUGAUGGAGAACAACUUCACAAGCUUAAUGUGGAUGACCAUUGCCAAUAAAACUAAGUCUGAUUCCUUUACAAAGCAUUCUCGAGUUACUCGAGAGGCAAAUGAUGAUGUUGGAGCUCAGUUUAAUCUUAAUGAUUCUAAAGUUAGACAGGGCUUCUACAUUGGACUUUCACUGGCAAUCAGUUCUAGUGUAUUUAUUGGAUCUAGUUUUAUUAUAAAGAAGAAAGGACUUAUCAAAAUUAGUCGAAUGGGACAGACUCGAGCAGGUUUCGGGGGGUAUGGUUAUCUGAAAGAAUGGUUGUGGUGGGCUGGAUUUCUUUCAAUGGCAAUUGGAGAAGGUGCCAAUUUCGCUGCUUAUGCCUUUGCGCCAGCAACUCUGGUGACUCCACUUGGUGUCUUGAGUGUUUUGGUCAGUGCAGUCCUUUCUUCAAGACUUUUGGGAGAGAGACUUAAUCUCCUUGGUAAAGUUGGCUGUUUACUGUGUAUCCUUGGGUCCACAGUUGUGAUCUUGCAUGCUCCCAAGGAAGGUAGUGUGUCCAGUAUAGAAGAACUUGGAGAUAUGUUGCUGCAGCCGGGGUUCAUCAUAUAUGUAAUAUUUGUGGUGGUAGUUAGUAUUGCAAUGAUCUGUUACUGUGUCCCAAGGUAUGGCAGUUCAAAUGUAAUUGUCCAUAUCAUCAUCUGUUCUGUAAUUGGAUCACUUUCAGUCAUGGGUUGUAAGGGGUUGGGUCUUGCUCUUCGUGAAACUUUUGCAGGAACAAAUGAAUUUACAAAAUGGGUAACCUGGAUUUGUGUCUUCUCUGUGAUCUUUUGUGUAGCUGUACAGAUGAAUUACCUGAAUAAAGCUCUAGAUCUCUUUAACACAUCUGUUGUUACUCCUAUCUAUUAUGUAUUCUUUACUUCCUUUGUGAUUCUUGCUUCGGCUAUCUUGUUUCGAGAGUGGGGGAAAAUGAGUGCCCAAGAUAUCCUGGGUACUUUUGCUGGUUUUUUUACUAUCAUCUGUGCUAUUUUUCUCCUGAAUGGUUUCAAAGAUUGGGAUAUUUCUCUUGCGAGUCUCAACUCUCUGCUCCAACAUCGGGAAGGGCCACCAGUCACCAUAUCUGGGGAGGCAACUAGCCCCACCACCCUACUUCUUGGUAACCACUCACCAAACACCAAAGAUGAACUUCGGCGAACAGCAUCAAGCUCUAGCUUGACUGCAUCUGGUAAUAACUAUCACUCUACAACCUCCUUAGCUGUUGGAAGUAUAACAAGCUCAAUGUUUGAAGACAGACAAUAAAGCUUUUAUAAUAAGCUGUUGGAACUCUUUCUUUCUCUUUAGAAUAUACUAUUGAAUGUAGAGCAUAGAUAUUUUUUGCUGCAAUAUAUUUGAACUUGCAGAAUUUGUCAACUGUAAACAUAUCUAGAUAAUUUUAUAAAAUUCCAUACACAUGCUUCUAUGUGUAAGUUGAAAUUGAAAACAACCCAAAAUAUAUAUACUUUGAUGACAAUGGGAAUUUUAGAUAAGUCAUAGAAAUAUGAUGGGGACAAAUGGUCUUUUAAAUUGAUUUUACUCUGACGUUAGAAAACAACCCAAAAUAUAUAUACUUUGAUGAGAAUGGGAAUUUUAGA